AUGCCUCACCAGCGACGCAAGUCCGGCCCUUACACUGCCACCGCAUCGACAACAGACGUGCGAAAGGCAGUGACCGCAACACCCGCUCAGUACAAGCGACCAACCAUGACUCGACGACACACUCCGUCCGCCGCCCAGAAGUUGGGGCGAGGUGGUCGCGAGACCGACACGGAGAUUUGGGACAACGACGAGCGAGAGAGCUUCCCUCAGUACUGCAUGAUUUGCGAAAAGGAAUUCCACACCCACGACGAGCUGGUUCUGUACUGCUCCGAUGCAUGCCGCCGGGUAGACCAAGACUCGUCCGCGCAGGCCAAGUCGGUUCGCAGCUAUUACUCCUCUGUCUACGUCAACCAGCGCCGCAUCCUGACCGAGUCCUUGGCCGGGUCCGAGCCGCGAGACAUUGUGCCACGGGCCUCGCCCUCACGGCCCAGCUCGAUGCACUUCACCAACUCUCCGCCGGCUUCACCAGACACCGCGCUCAACUACCACACCUCGGCCAUGUCUGCCCUGCGAUCCCUCAACGUGAGGCCACCCAGCCCCCCGUCGCCGUCGGGGAGUGGCAUCUGGCCCUUCAGCCGCAGCUCAGCUACCAGCCCCAACAACUCGUACACGCGACCAUCGGCCAGCCUUCUGUACAGCCACCCGAGCACCCUCGACCUGGCCUACGGGGGCACCUACUCGCACGAGGCAGGGUCUGGGGCCAUGGACCGGCCGCUGCCCUCGAGGACCCCAGGCGGCAGCUCGCGGCCAAAGAGCGUCGAGCUUGUCAUCCCCAUGCUGACUCGGUGA
Molecule: messenger RNA, 789 nt
Organism: Trichoderma reesei QM6a
Lineage: Eukaryota; Fungi; Ascomycota; Sordariomycetes; Hypocreales; Hypocreaceae
Exons: 3
Coding region: 1-789 (262 amino acids)
Source: RefSeq, a predicted model, not a curated record